AUGGUACAGAAGCAGUUUUUCGCUCUAAAAGGUGUUGGUCUCACAACCCAGGAGCUGACGGAUGAAUACAACUCUAUUAUUGAAACAGUUGAAAAGGGCCGUGAGGUGACAUGGGCUGAUCAAAGCACAUUGAAUGAUAGUAACAGCUUUGAUAAAACAUCAUCUAAUGUAAGCUUUCUGCUGCCAACUGCUGGUGAGUAGGGAACACAAAGAAAGUGUCUAUUAAAUAAAAUUAAGUUAGGAUAUGGUAAAAACUAUAUUGUAGUGCUAGUUGUACAUUAAGUAGCAAGGAAUGUUAUCUAUUAGCAUCGAAUACUAAAGCAUUACUCUCCAGUUUAGAGAAACCUAGCAUACAUUUAAAAGUUUUUAGCUCAGUGAGGUACUUUCCCUGACUUACCUGUACCAAUAUUUUCUUACUAUCUUCGGCAAAGGUUUAAUCUAGAGGUCUCAAAAGUCAAUGGCUAUUAAAAUAACUUACAAUGUUUUUGAUAAACUUUGUAAACUGCCAAGUUCAAACCACAAUCUGCAAAUGACAAAAACAAGUGACAUCUUUCUUAUAACCAUUAUUUCUGUCACAACAGGAACACCACUGUCAAGAACACCUAUCAGAAAACGUCAGUUCAACACACCAGUCAGUAGUGUUCAUAGUGACAUGACACCUUGCAGAAGCACUUCUAAACAUCAAAAGAUAAUCACAACCAGUUCUCAACCAACAUUAGAGAAUUCUGAUACUUGCAUUUCUUUAACGAAAGAGUAUGAGGCAACACAGUCAGUAAGAAAAUCAACAAACUCAGUUGGAGGAGGGUUUGAGAGACCCAAGAUGGCUACACCAGGUGUAACCAGUAGCAUUCCAAAGGAUCAAAAACUGGCAACACCUUCACGAGUUCCAUCAGCUUCACCAUUCCUACCUUUAAACAGUAACAACUGUUUAAAGUCACCAGCAAUGUUUUACACCAAGAACAAUGCAAAUGACCAAUCAACAUCUGCCCCAAGAAAGGCAACUCCCCAUCCCAAAGUUUGUUGGAGUGAAAGUCCUGUCGAAACAAAGUCCUCCUCACUAACAUGUAAUACUGCACAUAACAACUUAGGUAAUAGCACACCUGUAAGAGUCUCUAGAGACUUAAAUCUGUCAGGAAUACAAGCUCUAGCUGAAACUCCAGCAGAUAAAAAUCAACAAAAGGAUGCAAAACAGGUAAUUGGCAGUAUCAAUAUUUACUGCACUUUUAAAAUACCAUGCAAAUCACAGAUAUAAAAAUAACAUACGUACUGUAGUCAGUCAUGUUGUGGACCUCUGAAAAAGAUGCUGCUCUUGAGUUGUGAUCGACACAUUUUCAUUCAUUUUGUUUUGGUUUCUGCUCUUAUAAUUUUCUGUUAUGACAUUAACUUAUGGAAGUAGGAAAUGAAUUUUAAAGUUUGGCUUGGAACCUGAGAGUUUGCAUGCUUAGCCUAUUGAAAGACACUGAGAAGAAUUUACAUUCAAAAUGUAUUAACUUCCUUUUCCUGGUCACAAUAACUUUCUCACUUUCUUGGUUUGGAGGAGAACUGAGACAUGAGAGUUGUCUUACAGAGACAAUGCUCUUUAACCCUUUCACUCCCAAGAUCUCCACAGUAAUUCUCCUUACUAUCUGCCAUAUAAUUCUUGUAAUGUUAGUUUGGAGAAUUUGGUAUUGGGUUGACUAAAACUCCCAUGAUCACUAUUUUUCUUUAUUCUCAUCACUUGUCUGCUUGAUAGUGCAUUGAAACUGUGAGGAGAAAUUCUCUCUUGGUCACUCAUGGGAGUUAAAGGGUUAAUUCAACAAUACAAUACAACACCUCUCAAAGAACUGUCAAUAAAUACAGUAAACAAUCAGAAAGAUCAGUUGCCAUCUGUGCUGAGUCAAAGUAAUCUUUUGAAAAAAGGUAAAGGUUUAUCAAGGCUGUAUUUUAGAGCUACCAUUGAAUCUGUCACAGGCACUGAGUCCUACAUACCAUAUCAAAACUUUUCAAACUCUUGUCUUGGAUGAAAACAGAAUAGCUUUUAAUUACUGGCCUAGUAAGUUACAUAAACCUUCGAGAAAUGAGUCUCAGGUCCUCAAUGUGUGGUAUCUAAUUUCUCACACAGAAAAAUCAAACAGCAGCCAGGAAGUGAAAGACAUGCUGCCAAAGAGGUCAGUUGAAAAACACCAUGCUUUGUAUCAGUAUGGUCCUUCCAACAAUAUUAUGAAUUUUGCCAUUGAAAGCAAAUUUCUUGUGGUUGAAAUACUCAACUCUAGAGUGGAGGAAAAAUUGGGAUCCCUUAUAUCCAACAUCUCUUGAUUUCCAUAUUCUUCAUAGCAUAUACAAAAAAGUAUUCAUAUUCAUUUUCAACAUGUACAACUGAGAGGGUUGCAAGAAUAGUGACUGCAGGAUAACCUAUUCUCUAUUAACACCUUAACAUCAGUAUGUACAUUCUCAAUACUGCACUCUAUACAUUUCCUAAGGUGCUGACAAGGAGAAGUUCUUAAACAAUCAAGAGCUUCUUUAGUAUGUGAUCACUUCCUUUAUUCCCUUAACCUUAAUGAGGGAUUCAGUGGUGGUAUUGUAAGGAGAAAUUAGAUGCUAGUCAUCCCAAGGGAGUCAAAAGGUUCACUAUUAGUCCCAACUAUUGAAAAACACUUUUUUCAGAGUUUUCAGUUCCACAAAAGAGAAUGUCCAAGCACUCAGAGGACCAUCAAGAUCAUCUUGCACUUUGCAGCUGGACAAGUUACAUUCUAAGAAAGUCAAGAAACACUUCAAUGGACUGAGAAGGGCAAUGAGCAGCACCUCAAUUGGAACAAGCAGAAACUUUGCACCACGUACAUUGUAA
Molecule: messenger RNA, 2824 nt
Organism: Pocillopora meandrina
Lineage: Eukaryota; Metazoa; Cnidaria; Anthozoa; Scleractinia; Pocilloporidae
Source: the annotation of a GenBank genome assembly